AAGUCCCGGGUUGUUUUGGGUUUGCUCAGACCACGUGGAGCCACCAGGGUAUCUCCUGCUGCUUUAUAACCUCCUCACAGCUGGAAGCGACGCUACCAGCUGCUUUCUCCGCCUCGACUGCGGCGUUUCCGAACCACGAACGGUCCUUACGGAGGUUGAGAGAGAUGUCAGCGGGAGGACAGACCACCAGGAGCCGGAACAUCCCCGCUGUCAGACGGGUCGCCAUCCACGAUGCGGCUCACAUGCCCCAGGACUACUCCACGACCCCCGGGGGGACUCUGUUCAGCACCACGCCGGGAGGUACCAGAAUCAUCUACGACAGGAAGUUCCUCCUGCAGUGUCGGACGUCUCCUCUGACUCGUACGCCUCCCAACCUGCCGGACAUCCCAGGAGUCACCAGGCCGCUCAAACCCGACUCCCCCAGCAGCAGGAACCAGCCGGAACAGACGCCCAGCAACAACAGCAACCACAGCGAGAGCGCAGGUGAAGAUUCCCAGUUUGAAAUGGACAUCUGAAGAGAGACUGCUGUAUGGAUUUAAUAGAACAAACAAAAAAACAAAGUAGUUAGUUUUUAUUUACUGAGAUAAAAAAAACUUUUAACAUGAGAAGCCUAGUCUCUCUUAUCUGUGUAAUCUGCUUUCAGAUUUGUUCUGAAAACCAGAUGUUUUUUUAAUGCCUAAUACGUGUCAAAAUGUUGUAGUCUCAUACAACACUGGUUCUUCACUUUGAUGGCAUUUGACUUUGUUAUGAUCUGUUUGACAAGCAUGUCAAGGUUUUGUUAAAAUUAAAUAAUUAAUAUUUUGUGUGA
Amphiprion ocellaris (clown anemonefish) is the source of this 808-nucleotide messenger RNA. Its product is annotated as eukaryotic translation initiation factor 4E-binding protein 1-like. Gene Ontology annotation, biological process: negative regulation of translational initiation. The record is from RefSeq and is a predicted model, not a curated record. NCBI's taxonomy places the organism in Eukaryota, Metazoa, Chordata, Actinopteri, Pomacentridae. Gene Ontology annotation, molecular function: eukaryotic initiation factor 4E binding. Bases 165 to 515 code for a protein of 116 amino acids. Gene Ontology annotation, cellular component: cytoplasm. The transcript is spliced from 3 exons.